Messenger RNA from Armigeres subalbatus, 1465 nucleotides. RefSeq lists its product as uncharacterized. The record is from RefSeq and is a predicted model, not a curated record. Lineage: Eukaryota; Metazoa; Arthropoda; Insecta; Diptera; Culicidae. Gene Ontology annotation, molecular function: zinc ion binding; nucleic acid binding; aspartic-type endopeptidase activity. The transcript has 2 exons. Gene Ontology annotation, biological process: proteolysis. Bases 179 to 1465 code for a protein of 428 amino acids.
ACGAAAUUAGUAAAAGCAAGAAGAAGAGAAAAAGAACUUUUGGAAAGUCGAAAAAAGGAAUAUUUUCCAGGAGUACAAGAAAGGAGUAUUCGCUGUAUUUGUCGGGACCUGAAAAAAAUUAGGAUCCAAUCGUCAAAAUACAUUUUGCAUCGCAACACGAACAUUAUUCGGAGUCAACAUGUCCAUGCUAAAUUUCAAUAUCCUACCAUUCCACGAAGCUGGUGAUGGCCUUACGUCUGUACGAUGGGACGAAUGGAAAGGACAGUUCGUGGCAUACUUGGCGUUGAAAGGAGUUAUUGAUCACGAGGAGCUGUACAAUGCGCUAAUGUGUUUUGGUGGCCCGGAUGUUAGAAAAAUAGCGAAAAAUAUAGAAGUUACUGGAGGCAUAUUGGAUAACAAGUAUAGAGCUGCAAUGGAAGCCUUAGACAAUUAUUUCGCCCCUCGUAUGUCGCUACGUUACGAAAGAAACAAGUUCCGGCAACUCAAGUUCAAUCAUAAGGAGAAAUUGGACCAAUUCGUUUUACGCCUCAAAACUCAAGCGGCAGUUUGUAAUUUCGAAGAACAGGUCAAUGAAAUGAUCAUGGAUCAAAUAGUGUAUGCGACGACAAGCGACGAUAAAUUGAGGGCGAAAUAUUUGGAAGCCGAUGUCACCCUUGAAGAAAUGCUGAAAAUUGGACGAACCCAUGAAUCUGUAUCUGCCCAAGUGCAAGAGUUCCGUUCAACAUCUUCCUGCGAGCCUACGGAGUUUCAAGAUUUGCAAAUGGUUUCUAAACCAGGUAAACUUACAAGUUAUGGCAAAGGUGCGUGUAAUCGGUGUUUGGGAAAACAUGAAGCGAACGACCAACAAUGCCCUGCUCGAGAAUCGAGGUGCAACAAUUGUGGCAAGAUAGGACAUUUUGCUCGGAGCUGCUGGAAGCCUUGGAAAAGCAGUAGUCCGUAUAGCUGGCAAAAUAAUCGAAAAACUGAUGUGAAGAAUUCGAAACCUCCAGUGAACCGGAUCAAAGGACAUGAUAUGACCAGGAAGCAGAAGUUUGUGAGAGAAGUUGAUGAUGUUUCUAACCAAGUGGAAAUUCGCGAACUAUUUCAUUUGGACGGCAAACGAAAAGUAGUUGCAGCAGUUGGUGGCGUAAACCUCCAGUUUGUUGUGGAUACAGGAGCAGAUGAAAAUAUUUUAUGUACAGCGGACUGGAAGACUUUAAAGAAGGUGGGAUUCAAGGCAUUCGAUGUGCGAAAGGGUAGCCGAAAAAUCUUUCGUGGAUAUGGAUCAAAUUGUCCCUUAACAGUUCUUGGUGAAGUAGACGCGGAAAUCGAGAUUGACGACCGGGCCUGUUCUACAACGUUUUUCGUAAUUGAAGGCGAGAAUUGCUCUUUGCUCUCCGGAAAUACAGCUGAGAAGCUAGGUGUACUGAAAUUUCUCAAUGCAACGAGCAGCUGUGCUUUACCCUGUAUCAAAGGUGAGAAUUAA